CAACAUUCCAACCAACACUUGUCAUCCAUUCCCAUAUUUCCGAACCCACAUUCUUUUUAUCGAAGUAAUCAAGAAACCGACCCUUUAGAGAUCGACCAGUUUCGUUUUGACGGCUAGUAUAUAUGGGUGGUGAAAAGUCCGAAUAUAGGUGAUGAAACGAUGGAUUCUUCGUUGUAUUCUCCGAUGCUGUAUGGAUUCGAUAGAGAGCAAGAGAAGUCGGUCAUGGUGUCGGCUUUGGCCCAUGUGGUGGCCGGAGACGAGGCUGUGGGAGGAGGAGGAGGCGGCGACAAUGGCGGUGGCUCGUCACGUUUGAAUGACCUUGAGCAAUAUGGUGAUUUUCACUUGUGGAAUACCAACUCUAUGUCACCUUCAAAUUCACCUGAAGCUGGUUCAAACAUGAAUACUUCAACACAAGCAACAACAGCAGCAAUUUACUCCUACUCUCCAACACCACCGCCUUCAAGUGGCGGUGGAGGAACUUCGAGAAAGUACCGAGGAGUGCGGCAGCGGCCGUGGGGGAAGUGGGCCGCCGAGAUCAGAGAUCCCCACAAAGCAGCCAGAGUGUGGCUGGGCACCUUCGACACCGCGGAGGACGCGGCCAGGGCCUACGACGAGGCGGCCAUCCGUUUCCGAGGCAACAAGGCCAAGCUCAACUUCCCUGAGAAUGUCACCCUCAUCCACCACCCUCAGCCUGCAAUGGCCUACUCAUCACCCUCUGCAUCCCAGCCACAAUUUCUGUGGACUUGUUCCAGUCAUCAGGAUAAUUCAGCCGCUCAUAAAUGACUAGAAUGUCAUGCUCAUCUUUUUUGGUUGAAUUAGUCACUUUACAUUACAUGAAAUAAAUACUGAACUUAUUAUCUAUGAA
Salvia splendens (bonfire salvia) is the source of this 865-nucleotide messenger RNA. Its product is annotated as ethylene-responsive transcription factor ABR1. The transcript is spliced from 3 exons. Gene Ontology annotation, molecular function: DNA binding; DNA-binding transcription factor activity. Lineage: Eukaryota; Viridiplantae; Streptophyta; Magnoliopsida; Lamiales; Lamiaceae. Gene Ontology annotation, biological process: regulation of DNA-templated transcription; ethylene-activated signaling pathway. The coding region runs from base 160 to 783 and encodes 207 amino acids. The record is from RefSeq and is a predicted model, not a curated record.